Messenger RNA from Talaromyces stipitatus ATCC 10500, 2206 nucleotides. RefSeq lists its product as uncharacterized. Lineage: Eukaryota; Fungi; Ascomycota; Eurotiomycetes; Eurotiales; Trichocomaceae. The transcript is spliced from 4 exons. Bases 137 to 1939 code for a protein of 600 amino acids. The record is from RefSeq and is a predicted model, not a curated record.
ACCCACUGAAUGACCAGCACUGCGGUCUAACAUCGCUCUAUCAAAAAUAUUCCUCGUACUUAUUUAUUAUCAGGUAACUCAUUCGGUAAUUCAGCGGUUGAUGGGGGUAUACCGUUCUGCAGAAUAGGGUAUAGCAAUGGGCCGUAUUCCAGAGUUUCUCGAUCGUGCGAUCACAGCAAACCCAGAGCUUGGAUUGGUUGUUUGCCAGUUCAUAGAGGCGGUUUCCCAAUUCGACAAAACUGGCCAGAAGCUAGCUCGUCUCGUUAGAGAAAUCGACGGGGCGGAAUUGUCUUGCUUCAGAGGAAUAAAAAUUCGUCGUCCAAAGUUGCAACAAAGAGGUGAUCUCUCUCGUCCACACCACGAUCCACAUAUAGCAGAACCCGAUCACAUACCAGAUCCCCCAUGCAUCAACCCGGUUUUGCUAGAAAAGCAGGGCGAGCCACUAAGCGAAGGGCUCCGAAGUCACGGCUCGGAUGACAGGCUUGUGAGGUUAACUUCGGUUGAUCUAGGACGGAACUUGAACAACGACAGUCUACCAUCUACUGAUACUAUGCGUAACCUGGAGGACAAUGGUAACCCUGAUACUAGCUCGUCGAACGUGCGCGGGAUCGCAGCAAUAAGUUCCCUAACGUCGAUUGAAACAGCGGAUUAUUCAACUCCGGAGAUCAAGAAGGUCGCAACGCGAGCUAAUAUGCAACCAAGUGUCUACGACGUGAGCGGUGAAAUGGAUAAUAUAAUUCUACAGACUGGACGAGCCUCGCCGACUGGUUGUGAUGAAAACAUGCAAGCAAGUGUAGAAGAUGUGAACGAUGAAGGCGAAGAAAUCGUUCCACAGAAGAAACGAGUCCGGCCGACUGGUGAUGGUGAAAAUAUGCAAGCAAGUGUAGAAGAUGUGAGCUGUGAAGGCAAUGAUAUUUUUCCACAGAAGAAACGAGUCCGGCCGACUGGUGAUGGUGGCCGUUUACGACAGCCUGGACCUAGGAAAAAACCCCCUUUGAAGAAGAGCAGCGAAGCAAAGCAUGCACGGUCUACCGCUCAGAAGAUCUCCAAUCAGCAAGCUGAUGCUUCUCGUUCAGUGACAAGGUAUUCCGCUUAUGAUCAAAUGCGGUGUCUAUUUGGUUCCGGUAAGGCGGAGAAGGAAGAAUUAUCGGAGUCUUCUUUCAUCCGGGUAUUGGCACUGUACGCGAAAAGUUCACGGCCCGAUCUAGCAACCUUUCUAGAGAAUCUGAGCAAUCUUUGGCGGACAAAUCGCUUCUGGAGCCCUGACGCUCUCCAUCUUUCGAUGCCAGAAGAGCUGCCAUUGGGCAGUUCAUGUCUGAGGCUCUUCCGGUAUGAUUGGGAUCUCGGGAAAGAAACUGGAAUCAAUGUGAUCAGACGUCGGUUUGUACAAUUAAAACUACAUUUGUCUUUCGUACGCCUGUGCAACGAAAUGACAAACCCCAAAAGCCCUUGUUUUAAGACCCGCCUGAAUAGCCGCAGAAUUGCAAGUCAUGCCAUUGACUAUCUUAUGAAAUUGGACGGCAGUAACGGUUAUUCUGAUGAUCCGUUAGCACCUAAGGAUCGUGGUCGCUUCGCCAAGACUAAUGCUAAGGGGAGGAGGUGGUAUCUGAUCUCUCACUAUAUCGGGUGGGGUUCACUAAUCAUCUUCAACAACAUUGAUACAACUCUCGCCAAAGUCGAUCUCAUUGAACUGGAGGCUUUUAUUACAUACGUCUUAAAUACUCAGCCUAGGGUGGUAGCACUAUGUCACAAAUACGAGCAGCCUGUCAAAGAUCUCUUGAACGGCAGAAAGCCCGCUCUCACUUUGACAGAGCAAGUCACAAGUAAUAUUGGUGGUUUACCCCAUGCAAUUGACCACAAUGAAGGUGCAAAAACUCACUGGCAACGAAUCAAUACGAAGAUCGAUACGGAUGUUUCCGAAGUUCUUUCACAUGACUGAGGAUAGUAUUUCAAUCUGGCGCAUACAUUAGAUAGCUAAGGGAGUGCAUUCAUGAUUGGCUCAAUGUUGCUACAUUAAGACUAGAUUUACACUUAAUAAUACGAUAUAGGAGCUGCAAAUUCUGUUGAAUGCUUACGAUCUCGGUUGGAACAUGCGAGGCAAGGGCUUCUGGCUGUGUGCCAGUGAUGAACCGAAAAUGGGCUAGAGCGUUUACAGCAAUUGAUUAGGUACCGAAGCGUGAAAAAGAACGAAUAUAGUUAUCACAAG